Molecule: messenger RNA, 3237 nt
Organism: Chenopodium quinoa (quinoa)
Lineage: Eukaryota; Viridiplantae; Streptophyta; Magnoliopsida; Caryophyllales; Amaranthaceae
Product: translocase of chloroplast 90, chloroplastic-like
Exons: 3
Coding region: 523-2877 (784 amino acids)
Biological process (GO): protein targeting to chloroplast
Cellular component (GO): chloroplast outer membrane
Molecular function (GO): GTPase activity; GTP binding
Source: RefSeq, a predicted model, not a curated record
GAAACCAUCAAGAUCAGCUCAAGCGGGUUCGAGUCGGGUCAGCUUUAGGUUCAUUUACCAUAUACUGAUAUACGGAUUACUUAAGGUUCUCUUCUCAAAGCCCAAAAUCCCACCAACCAAUUAUACGCCACAUCAACAACAAAAACAUUAUCUCUCCCUUUCUUCCUCUUUUCUCAAUCUCAAAAUUGGGUUUUUAUUUGUGUCUUACAUUCAGAUACUCCUCUAUUCAUUGUCUUGUAUGACGCAAAAAUCGUCAACAAACAAUUUACUUACUUCUGUCUUUCACAAUACCCAAGAUUUGAUUUUUAGCUUGGGUUUUAUCGCCUUUUUGUGGUGUAGGUAGAAGAGUGUGUAAGUGUUCUUAGUCUUUUUCAUUUGAUUCCAUCCUCAAUUUUAUCAAAUGGGUUCAUCGAUUUCCCCUUUGAUCAUAGAGUUGAAGAUUCAAUUUUGAUGGAAUUUUUCAAUCUUCUAAGAUCAGGGUAUUUUUCACUGUGUAUUAAUUGGUCGUGGGUCAACAUUUGAAUGAAGAUGAAGAGCAUCAGGGAUUGGGUUUUCGCUCAGUUAGUUUCUGGUUCAUUUGUCUUGCCAAGGCCUUUGUCUAGCAGUUUGGAAGAAGAACCCCAGAAUGAGGAGUUUGCUUCUUCAGGCUCUGCACAAAAUGCUGGGGUGAUAGCAUCGCAUGUAACUGCUGAUUUGCUGCCUUCUUCCAACAGGGGUCAAGAAAGCUCAAUGGAUUCUACUGACCUUCCCUCUCCUUCUCCCGACUCUUCUGGUAGAAUAAAGUUGGAUCCAUUGUCAAAAAUUGAGACACUUCAAAUCAAUUUCUUCCGUAUCCUGCAACGGCUUAGGCAAUCACCUGAAGACAUACUUGUGGCUAAGAUCCUAUACCGUAUUCAUCUAGCAACAUUGAUAAGAGCAGGGGAAUCAGAUUUAAGUAGAAUUAAUCUCAGAAGUGAUAAAGCUAGAGCUUUAGCAACAGAACGGGAGGCCGCUGGGCGACCUGCACUUGAUUUUUCUUUGAGAAUACUUGUCUUGGGAAAGACCGGUGUUGGUAAGAGCGCUACAAUUAACUCGAUUUUUAAUCAGACAAAGGCUAUGACAAAUGCUUUUAAGCCUGCUACGGAUCGCAUCCAAGAGAUUACUGGUUUUGUGAAUGAUAUUAAGGUAACAGUUAUUGACACUCCUGGAUUCUGGCCAUCUUCUACACGCAAUGCACGAAGGAACAGGAAAAUUAUGCUUUCUAUAAAAAGGUACAUUAAAAAAAAUCCUCCAGAUGUUGUUUUGUAUCUUGAACGCCUUGAUACCAUGAGCAAGGGGUAUAAUGACUUCCCCCUCUUAAGGCUUAUGACAGAUAUUUUUGGUUCUGCAAUGUGGUUUAACACCAUUCUUGUCAUGACGAACGCUGCUGCAGAACUUCCUGAGGGACCCACUGGCUCUUCCAUCAAUUAUGAAUCAUAUGUGACCCAUUGCACAGACCUUUUGCAAAGAUACAUACAGCUGGUGGUUUCUGAUGCCAAGCUUGAAAACCCGGUUGUUUUGGCUGAAAACCAUUCAUGUAGGACAAAUACCUCAGGAGAAAGAAUACUUCCGAAUGGGCAGAUCUGGAAACGACAAUUGUUGUUAUUGUGCACGUGCACUAAGGUACUGGGUGAUGCUAAUUCCCUUUUGGGACUCCAAAACAGUAUUGAACUUGGGCCAUCUAAUAACUCUCGGCUGCCUUCACUGCCCCAUCUACUUUCAUCUUUUCUCCAGCAGCGCCCCUCUAUGACAGAUGAAGUUGAUGAAUAUUGCCUUUCAGAUAGUGAAGAGGAUGAGUAUGAUCAGUUACCUCCUAUCCGUAUUUUGACAAAAGUUCAAUUUGAGAAGCUGAGUGACUCUCAGAAGAAAGAUUAUCUCGAUGAGCUAGAUUACAGAGAAACCUUAUUUUUGAAGAAGCAACUGAAGGAAGAGUCACGCAAGAGGAAAGAAAGAAAGCUUUUAGGGGACAAAAUCUUGCCCUCUGAAGGCAGUACUGAUGAUCCUGAAGCUGUACCUGAGGCUGUCCAGCUGCCUGAUGUAGCAGUCCCUCCAAGUUUUGACUGUGAUUCACCCGUAUAUAGAUAUCGAGGUGUUGUUAUGAGUGACCAAUGGCUCUGGAGGCCUGUGCUAGAUCCCCAUGGAUGGGACCAUGAUGUGGGCUUUGACGGAGUAAACUUGGAAACAGCUGUUGAAAUUAAAAGGAACUUAACUGCUUCAAUUUCUGGACAAAUGAGCAAGGACAAGCAUGAUUUCAGUAUUCACUCCGAGUGUGCUGCGGCCUAUACAGAUCCCAGAGGCCCCACAUACUCUAUAGGCCUUGACGUUCAAUCAUCUGGCCGUGAUAUGGUCUAUACUGUUCGAAGCCAUGCUAAAUCAGGAAACUUGAAGCAAAAUGUUGCUGGGUGUGGAGUUUCUGUGACAUCGUUCCAGAAUAAGUACUACAUUGGUACUAAGCUCGAAGAUUCCCUUCACUUAGGUAAGAGACUGAAAUUGGCAGUUAAUGCGGGUCGAUUGGAGGGUGGCGGGCAAGCUGCAUACGGUGGGAGCCUUGAAGCUACUUUAAGAGGAAGAGACUACCCAGUGAGGAGUGAUAAGGUCACUAUGACCAUGAAUGUUCUGUCUUUUAAGAAUGAAUUAGUCUUGAGUGGAAAUUUGGAGUCAGAGUUCCGUCCAAGCCGAGGUACAAGACUGUCAGUUAAUGCGAAUUUGAAUAACCGGAAUAUGGGACAAGUUUCCAUCAAGACUUCUAGCUCCGAACACGUGCAAAUAGCUUUCAUCGCGGUGUUCACUAUUGUCAGAGCUAUUUUCCGAAAAAGGGAACAUAAAUUGCAACUUGCUGAAGCUCAGGAGGUGGGAUGAAAUUUGCUGCCUACUCCUGGAGUUUCAGGUUGAGGUUUGGCAUAGUGGUGUCCUUCCCUCAGUAACCGAUAAAUUAUCAUCCUUUUCCAUAGCAGCAUACAGAUGUACGUUUCAAUUUUGGCGAUUAGUGACAUUCGAGGGACACAACCUCUUGUUUGUAUAGUUCUUGGAGGAGAGUAGUACUUGCUCAUUUUGAUCAUGAGUGUAGGAAUUAGGAGGCAAUUUUAUUAUCCAUCCAUAAAAUCAAAAGUGUAUGUAUUUCAGCUGGAAAAUGCAUCACAAUUUACAGUAUACUAGUCUCUGGAAAUUAAGAGCACUUUUAACUUCCCAUCAAUCUAUUUUUUGUUUAAGGUGAUCCAA